UCAUUUUCUAUCUAUCUAUCUAUAUCUUAAUUUGUAUGAGAUAUUGAGAUAUAUAGAUAAAAAUUAAGGAGUAGGUGCAACUAACUGAUUGAUGAAAAUGGGUGAUAAUGAUGAAGCAAGUAUUACGAUGGAAGGUUGGUUGUAUACCAUUCGGUCUAAUACAAAUAGUAUCGCCGGUUUCAAAUGUUAUUCAAGAAAGCUUUAUUACGUUCUUGAUCAACAACAUCGUUUUAUGAGUUUCAAAUCAUCAUCCAUCUCCCUUUCCUACAACAACAAGGAUCCAGUUAGAAGUGCAGUUGUGGACUCUAGCAUUCAUGUAAUCGAUAAUGGGAGGAAAUGUAUUCGAGGAAAGGUCUUCUUUGUUUUCACCCUCUGUGACACCUCAAACUAUGAUGUUCAUGUGAAGUUAGGGGCAAGAAAUCCAGAAGAAGCUGCAAAGUGGAUCAAAUCGUUCCAAGAAUUAUCUCAAAAGGUAUAUGAAAAACCAGGAAAUAUUACAGAUUUGUUUAGUUCUAAGUUUUCUAGCAGAGUGUGUGAUAAAAAAGAUGUCGAUGGAAUUCUCUCUUUAGCCUCGAUCAUGGAUCCCAAAACUAGUGAAAUUAAUGAGCCAUCAUACUGGACAAUCUUUGAUUGUCACAACGGUCUCAGACUAUUUAAGCAAGCAAACGAUCAAGAAAGUCACAAUAAGAUAAACCAUCAUGCAUUAGCAGCUGUUAGCGUGAUAGAAGAAAGUCCAGAUGUUGUUUUCCAGACGCUUAUGUCUCUUGGUGCUUCAAGAUCACAAUGGGACUUUUGUUUUCAGAAGGGUAGCGUGAUUGAAACCAUAGAUAUCCACACCGAUAUUAUUCACAAGCAAUUAAAUCGUGAUUGGUUGCCUUGGUGUAUGAAACGAAGGGACUUACUAUUGCAUCGCUAUUGGAGGAGGGAAGAGAAUGGAACAUAUAUUAUAUUCUAUCAUUCUGUACCUCACAACAAAUGCCCACCAAAGAAGGGCUUUGUUCGUGCUCGGGUUAAAUGUGGAGGCUAUGUGAUAUCUCCUGGGAAUCAGUAUAAACAAUCAGUUGUAAGACACGUGCUUGCAAUCGAUUGGAAAUCUUGGAGACCUUAUCUACAAAAAUCUUCUUCUCAAUGUCUCACAAUUCGCAUGCUUGAGAGACUGUCAGCUUUGAGAGAACUUUUCAAAACAAACUUGGCCGAUUACUUAUUGCCUGAAUUCUCUUCACGGAAGCUGGAGAAAGUUAGUUCCUUAAGCAAGCUAAAUGAAAAUACAGAGCAGUUAGUGAGUGGAUUGGCUCAAGAUCCUUCAGAUCACAUAGACCUCAUGGAAAUUGAUGAUCAGUCGGAUGAAUUUUUUGAUUUCUCAGAACCUUUGUUUGCUGAUGGAUCAGAAGAUGAUUGGGCUGCUAAAAAUGGUUAUGAAAUCCUUUCUCAGGAUUUAUGUGAUGUUAAUACUAUAUCAAAAAACAAGAAUGAUUUUGUAUGUGAAUUGAGCCUAGAUACUAGAUCAGUAACUGCUGCAGUGCAGAGAAAAGGUUGUACAGACAUGGAGAAAAUUGUGCGGGACGAAUGUCUCUCAUAUAACUACAUGAUCACUCUUCCAAAAGAUGAAGCAGCUGGUAUUCUCCCUAAUAGUUGGUCAGCACCCAAACCGUCUGUUUUUCAAAUUCGGGGAGAAACCUUUUUGGAGGACCGUAAGAAGAUUCCUGCAGAGAGUACGUUGUUGCAAACUGUUGCAGUUGACUGGCUGAAAUCCAACAAGAGAGAAGAUCACCUUGCUAGUCGACCUGGGAACAUCGUUCAAAAAUAUGCAGCUGAUGGUCGCCCAGAAUUCUUCAUUAUUGCUAACUUUCAGGUCCCAGGUUCGACAACUUAUAAUCUUGCUUUCUACUAUACGACAUGUACCCCAAUCAAAGAUGUACCUUUGUUAGAGAGAUUUAUAGAAGGAGACGAUGCAUUUAGAAAUUCAAGAUUAAAGAUCAUCCCUAAUGUAGCUGAGGGUCCAUGGGUUCUUAAGCAAACUAUUCGCAUACCCACUUUGAUUGGUAAUAUGCUUACAAUCAACUACAUUCGUGGGGCAAACUAUUUGGAGAUGGACAUUGAUGUUGGUUCAUCAGCAGCUGCAAGGUUGAUAGCUGGCAAGACUUUCAGUUGCUUUACUAGUUUGAUAAUCGAAGUAGCAUUUGUAAUACAGGCAAACACACGUGAUGAGCUUCCAGAGCAUCUACUUGGAGCAUGUCGUAUGAGCUAUCUAGAUGUCUCUAAAGCUGUUUGGGCAAAUCCAUGAUCAAAAAACAUACAAGUUCAUUAGUCCGGAACCCAUAUGGUGUGUUGACAAUAUUGUAACAUCAUGUACAAUUUCGUUGGAUCAAGUUUCAAAAUAGAAAACUGAUCACAAGAAGCUAUAAUUAACCUUUUUCCAUAAUGAACUUAAUAUUGAUGUUUAUGUAACAGUGGGUUGCUUGUAGAAAGUAUGUGUACACAGCUUCUCGGACACAAUUGUUCCGACGAUUUUAGCUGAAGAAGACAAUAUAUGUUUGUGACUUGUGAGGGUGUAUUUCUUUUGCAUUUA
Molecule: messenger RNA, 2569 nt
Organism: Erigeron canadensis
Lineage: Eukaryota; Viridiplantae; Streptophyta; Magnoliopsida; Asterales; Asteraceae
Product: protein ENHANCED DISEASE RESISTANCE 2-like
Exons: 20
Coding region: 92-2284 (730 amino acids)
Molecular function (GO): lipid binding
Source: RefSeq, a predicted model, not a curated record